AUGGGCCAGGAUUCGUUCAGCAAGAAGCGCUGCUACUUCUUCGACAGGGGCCGCUGCGUCUACGGCGACUCAUGCAGCUUCAAUCACAGCUUGCUCAAAGAUUGCUGCGGCGAUGCAGCAAGCGACAUCAACAAGUAUCACAAGAAGAACCUUUGCUCGCUCUUCAUGGUGCCAGGCCUCGAAUGUCCGUUCACAAGCUCCUUUUGCUGGAAUGCGCAUGGCUUGGAGGAGCUACGACGAUCUCCGCUGAGAUUGCCACCCUUGGACGGCAUCCAACGAGGGACGCUGCUCCGCUGCAUGGGCGCUCAUCGCCUAAGUGAGGCAGACGCUUCCGAGGUCUGGCAGUCACCUUCCGAUUGGGAGGUCAUUGACAGAGUGAAGGUGGGCGACACCGUCGUUGCAGAUGGCGUCCCCGUACUUGCAGAUGGCUACAUGAUGGUGCCAGUUCAGCCCGCAGGUGCAGUGGAGCUUCGGUACUUUAGCUGUGUGGCUACCGAUGAGAAGGGCAGAGCUCGAGAUCUUCCAAUCACCGACUCGCACAUCCACUUGGAUGAGAUGCUGCGAACGAGGAGAUAUGGCUUUGCCUGGUAUGCCAAAACCAUGCGAUGCGGCUACCUGAACUGCGCGCGGCGCCGCUGCCUCUACGCGCACGAGGGCGAGAAGCUCCGACCGGUGCCUGCGCUGCGCCCCCAAGACCUGGCCGAGCUCGGCGCCGAGCUCGCAAAGCUGCCAGGCAGCAGAAUUGUCGGCAUCGUUCAAAGCUGCUGCACAGUGGAGGCCAUCGAGGACACGUUGCAGCUGGUGAAGUGGGGCCGGGAGAUGAUGGAUGGACGUAUCUUUGCCACUUUUGGCAUCCAUCCCAACGACUUCGACGUCCAUUCCCCAGAGGUGCAGAUGCGACUUGAGGCAGCCCUUGACCUCUGCGGCGUGCAGGGUGUGGGUUGGGGAGAGUGCGGCCUGGACUUCAACAAGAGGGCUGAUGAGUUGGACUCCGCGCCACAGAUGCGGCAGCAGAUGCAGCAGGUGUUCAUCCAGCAGAUCCAAGUUGCCUUGAAACGUCGUAUUCCACUGGUGGUUCAUUCCAGGGAUGCAGAGGAGGAGGUGUUCCACAUCCUUGACGAGCAUGUGCCUCGUGACCACUACAUUCAACUCCAUUCCUUUAUGGGCUCGCCGUCCAUGCUUCUCUCCUUCCUGGCCCAGCGCCCCAACACGUACGUCAGCGUGCCUGGCGCAGUGACGUGGGCGUGGUCUUCGCAGGAUGGAGGGCUCCGUGAACUGGCGAAAGUCCUGCCUGUCGACCGCCUGCUGCUCGAGACCGAUGGCCCGUACAUGGCGCCCGCGCCGUAUCGUGGCCAGGAGUCGCACCCUGGCCACGUCCCGUGGGUCGCCCAUGCCUUGGCGGUGGCGAAAGGCCUGAGGACGUUGGAUGUGAUCGAGGCUGCCAGCCGAAAUUUCUGCCGAUUCUUCGGGCUGCAGGAAGAGAGAGAAGAAAAAGGCAAAGAGAGCUUUAAUAACCAGAAGUAG
Messenger RNA from Symbiodinium natans, 1524 nucleotides. NCBI's taxonomy places the organism in Eukaryota, Dinophyceae, Suessiales, Symbiodiniaceae. The record is from the annotation of a GenBank genome assembly.